Messenger RNA from Exophiala viscosa, 1317 nucleotides. RefSeq names its product Alpha/beta hydrolase fold-1. The transcript has 2 exons. Lineage: Eukaryota; Fungi; Ascomycota; Eurotiomycetes; Chaetothyriales; Herpotrichiellaceae. The coding region runs from base 236 to 979 and encodes 247 amino acids. The record is from RefSeq and is a predicted model, not a curated record.
CAAGCUUAUGUGUAGGGAUUGACUGAAAGGAUCAGCCGAGUGGCUGUAUGUGUACCUUUCAGUGUCGGCAAGCUUUGGCUCCGCAUCAAGACAUUUAAAGAUCGAUCGCCCUUAAUGCUUGAAGCAGUUUAACUAGACUGCAAAAGGUCUACUGUACAUAGCCACAUAAAGAGCCUCACACACCCAGACCUUUUCGUGAUUUGCCCACAAAAGACGAACAUUCUGCGAAGUGGAAAUGAAUACCAAACCAGUCAUUUAUAUGCUGCAUGGAGCAUGGCACAGUCCUGCCUAUUUCGUCACGGUCAAGUCCAUGUUCGAAGCUCGGGGAUAUAAGGUAAUAUCUCCUCAAGUGCCGACCUCGGGGGCUGUGCCUCCCACGAAGACAUUGUACGACGAUGCCGACUUCGUGCGUGGGGAGCUUGAGCCGUUGAUUGAGCACGGUCAAGAUGUUGUCUUGGUCAUGCACUCGUACGGCGGCGUGGUUGGCACUCAGGCGGCUGCUGGACUGGGGAAAGCCGAAAGACAAAACCGAGGCCUAAAGGGCGGCAUUGUUCAUCUUUUCUAUGCUUGCUCAUUCAUCGUGGCCUUGGGGCAGAGUCUUUGCGAUCCUUUGGGAGGCAAACUCGCGCCUUGGAUCAAAGCCGAAGACGAUGGCAGUUGCAAUCCCAUGGAUCCUGAACAGCUUUUCUAUCAGGACCUGCCUGCUGAUCAACAGAAGUACUGGGCUGCGCAGUUGAAGCAUCAUGUCGCUCAAAGUCAGCUCGAUCCAGUCAAUCGGGUGGCAUACAAGAACAUUCCGGUCAGCUAUCUGUACUGCGAGAAUGACCAAGCUUUGCCUCUGCAAUUUCAAAAGCUCAUGGUCAAGCAAUGUGGUGUCGAGGUGAAGGAAUAUACGUGCGAUGCCGGGCAUUCUCCUUUCUUGAGUCAGCCUGACAUGUUCGUCGAUUGCAUCGUCCAGGCGGCGGAAUCGACUACGUGACCGACCCCAGGUCUGGGUCUUGAGUCAUGGGGACCCCGCGCGUAGAUUUGGAUCAGCAGGACAGGAUCUGAGAUGCGUCAAGCCACUUCCGGACGGCGCUCCGGAAGAUUAAUCAACGUAUGAACCAGGAUGUUGAGAACGAGCAGUCGAUCGCGUGAUCUGAACCGAGGCAGAGUGAACGGGCGCGCGACACUCCAUCAAAAAGGCUCGAAAGAUGUUUGACACUGAUGUGGGAGUGUACUGCAGAAAGUCUGUCUAUGUGCAAGGAUCAUAGAGAGAACAGUCAGAACUGCCUCGCGCGAAAGAAGUCGUUGAUUUCGUGUUUAAUUGGAGCAAAA